CCACCACCACCACUGCCGUCGCCGCCGCCACCUCCGCUGCCGCGCUAGCCACCCUCGCACGAUUUUCCACGAGCGAGUACGUGCGGCAGCCCCUGAGAGCAGAACCGUGCGGAGCGCAGUGGACUCGCUCCGGUCGUGUCGCGUGCCGCUCGCGAGAGCGAGGCUCGUGUUCUCUAUCCGUCUGCCUGCGUUUUUCCCUCGUCCGCACGCCCGCACCACCACCCGCAUCUCUUUCCACCCUUUUCCCCCGCGCGUACUACUACCUCACGUUUGGUCUCUUUCUCGUCGUCACCCUCUCUCCUCCCUCCUUCGCGCAAUCCCCUUUCCCGCCUCUUCUACAGUUUCUCUUGCUCUCUCUCUCGCUCUCUCUCUCUCUCUUCCUCUCUCCCCCCCCUCUCUCUCUCUCUGUCUUUCUCUGUCCGUUUACAACCCUCAACCCUCCCUUCCUCCUCGUGAUCUCGCUCUCCGUCUCCCGCUCUUCUUCCCUCCAUCACACUCCCCCGUCUUCCAUUCUUUCUGGUUCUCUGCGCGUUACGGCGUGAACCGUACUGAGAUCGCGCGACAACGCGGUAAUCGGCGGCUGCCGCGUCGCGGAAUAGUGCGAAUAAAUCGUAUCGUCCGGUCGCAGCGGCACUGAGGGGGUGGUGCGCGCGCCAGAAAGAGAAUGUUGCCUACGUUUCGCGCGGUGAAAUCAUGUGGUCGCGCUCGGCUCCGGAGAAGGCAGUGACAUUUCGGACAUACGUUCCGGAACGGCACGAAGCCCGGAACGCCGCCUUCCUCUUUCCGUUGAAAUGAUCGAGUUGGCCGGACUCGUCGCGAGGACCACUCGCAAAAGGAGUACCACGAAAAAGGAAAGGCGUUGGAGGUGAAGAAGGCAUAGAAGAAGAAGGAGAGGACGAGGAGGAGAGAGAGAGAGGAGGUGGUGGACGACGAAGAGAAAGGAGCAGCGCUCAGUGUGUGGAUUGCUGAAUCGUCCAAGCGCGUUAUUCAUCUGCGAUACUUGCUGCGAUCUUUGCUUGUACAUACAUACACUCGUACAUGCGACACGCGCGGGCGCGCGCGCGCGCGGGUGAUACGUCGAGUUACGAUUUGCGAUUAGUGAGUAGAUAGAUCGAGGAUCGGCGGUUCUGGAGGUAAAGCGUGCGCGGCAAGGAGAGGAGGUCCGAACGCAGUGCGCAAAAAAGAUGCAUGACCUAUGGACGAUGCGCGAAGAUCGUUAAAUCGCCUAAGCGCCGAACCAACCAAGAGACGACCGGUUCGCUGGUCUUGCUGGUUCCCGUUCGACGAUCGAUCGCCAAUCACGAAAUUACCCGGGGGGGUGAGAGAGGGAGAGAGAGAGAGAGAGAGAGACACAAGCUACGCUCACCCCCGUGCCGAGAGACCGAGGGCGACGGAGGAGGAGAGGGCGGAAAGAGAGAAAGAGAGAAGAUUUCGAGAAAUAAUUGUUGAGAACCGUCGGAAAUAAUGUUCCUGCCCGUCGACAGGCUGCUGCGCUCCGGGGUACUGUUUCUUUUGUGGAUAGGCUCGAGUCGCCAGCAAGAGGAGGACAUACCUCACAAUGAAGUAAAAAACUGGGCCUUAAAGUUUGGCGUGGAUCUAUGGGAGUUCGGUAAACAAGUAACUAAAAUGGGCGAGAUACAAAGAAAAUACCACGAGGAGGAGGCCAACAUCGCAAAAAAGGACGGUCUUGUCCUCGUUCGGGAAAUGGCUGCGGAGGUGAAAAACAUGAUGGACUUUAAAAUGAACGCCGUGAUGAGAUUAGUGGAGAGCGCCGAGCAAGCCGCGGUGUCGGCGCCAAGAGAAGGAAACGUGUCGCCCAAAUAUUAUGCCUCGCAUCGGCUUAACAGCUUCGUCAGCGACGAGAAGGGUUUCGCCGGCGCGCAGGAGAUGUUCCUCGCCGCGAAUCGUCACUUCGACCAUUUGGCGGUGAACGUUAGCUUGUCCGCCGUGCUCCUGCCGAGCGGAGUUAAAGACAACGAACGUGACGUCGCCUCGGGUAUUCAGUGGAGCGAGUAUCUAGAUCUCUUGUUUGUUAAUAAUUACGAGAGCGAUCCCACGCUGUCGUGGCAAUAUUACGGAGCGACCACGGGAUUCCUGCGUCGUUUUCCAGCGAUAUCGUGGCCGCCGAUGGAGGGUGCGUUCAAAACGUCAAAGUCCUCCGGCUCGCAUCGGGCCGUUCGCGAUGUGUACGACUUCAGGAUGUCGAAUUGGUUCGUCGGCGCGGCGAACAGUCCGAAGGAUCUAGCGAUACUGAUAGACAGCGCGACCUACACGUCCGACAGGAAUCGACGGUUAACGAUCGCCACGACCAGAGUUAUCCUGGACACCCUCGGGCCGGACGACUACGUGAACGUGUACCGAUAUGGCGAGAAUGCCGAGGAGAUCGUGCAGUGCUUCAAAGACAGUCUGGUGCAGGCGUCGCCGGAGAACGUCCAAGAGAUGAAGGUGGCGUUGGGUUCCGUGAAGCACGAGGAGUUCGCGACCAACAUCUCCGCUGCGCUCAGCACCGCCUUCGAGAUCCUACACAAAUACAACCGAACCGGUCAAGGCAGUCAAUGCAAUCAAGCCAUCGUGCUAAUCUCGUCUGACAACGACGGCGCACCUACGGAGGUGAUAAAACGCUACAAUUGGCCUCACAUGCCCGUACGGAUCUUCACGUACCUCAUCGGCGGUGACAAGAGCCCGGAGCUCCGGAAUACCGCCUGCAACAACAAAGGAUUUUACGCGAGGAUAACGGACAUGGAGGACAUUCAUAACAAAGUCUUCGAGUACGUGAAAGUUCUGGCGCGGCCUAUGGUGCUCUAUCAGCAUGACCAUCCGAUUCACUGGAGUCCCGCUUACGUGGGCGGAAAGAGCAGUAGAUACGGCCGAGAAAAUCGCGGGCAACUAAUGACGUCUGUGACAGCCCCAAUUUUAGAUCGCCGGAAUUACACGGAGAAAACGGCCAAUUUAUUGGGUAUCGUUGGUACUGACGUACCUGUUGAGGAGAUUCAGAAACUCGUGCCGCCUUACAAGUUAGGAGUUAAUGGAUAUUCGUUUAUUGUUGACAAUAAUGGCAGAGUUCUGUAUCAUCCUGACUUGCGGCCUCUCCCUGGAAAUAUAGAGUACGAGGAGACACUAAAGCCUUCGUAUAUAAGUGUAGAUCUAUCGGAAGUCGAGCUCGCAGAAUAUGACGGGCCUUCCCACCCGCUGAACAAUUCAAUCCUGCUCGAUUUGAGGCACGACAUGAUCGAUCAAAAGGAAGGAGAAACGGACUUUGCAAUCAAAAUGCAUUAUGAUGAUAUGAAAAGAGUCACGAUCAGACGGCACAAUUACUUUUACAAGCCGAUUGACAGCACGCCGUUCUCCUUGGGCCUGGCUUUGCCAGAAGGCUAUGGCAUGUUUGAACUGCGAGCCGAAAAGGAAAUCAAGCACGCUAUCAUAAACGUAACGGAGUUUUUCAAAGGGAACAAUUGGAAAGUGCACCCUGAUUGGGUCUACUGCGAGUACAAUUCGGCUUCCGAUAAGUUCUUUUCCUCCCCGGAGGAACGCAUCCUGCAUUUUUUGACACGGAUGCGUAGACCGGGGUGGAAGUGGAUGUCCUUGAGACCAAGGAGUCCUAGCUCGCACCACAAACAGGCGAGCAAGUCAGAUAAAGAUGCUUAUUAUUGCGAUAAAAAAUUAGUGCAGUCCUUGGUGUUGGACGCCGAGGUGACGGACGGAUUUGAUAAGAGGAUCGGCAAUACGAUGCACAAAGAGGAAAAUCAAAACCCUAUUGCCAUACUGAUGGCUCUACUGCACAGUCAGGGCAAGGGUAGAUUCGGCGUCACCAGGAGCUUCAUCGCGACCAGGAGCGGACUUCUGCGUUGGCACGAGCACCUGCAGAGCGACGAUAGCACCGACGAACCGCGGUUCGCGGAAAAGCACGCAAGAGCCAUGGACUCGUCGUGGUACAAGCGCGCAGUGGAUCAACAUUCUAUAGAACCGGAGAGCUUCGUCUUCAGCGUGCCGUUCGACGCAGCUGACACGGCCGAUCCGCUCGUCACCGCCACUCACGCAGUGUUCUUCAGCAAAAGCCACAAAGCUCCGGCAGCGGUUGUAGGCCUGCAGUUUCAACACUCGUCCUUAGCGACUCACUUCGUCAAUAUCACUUCUACGUGUACUGGUAUGACGGGCUGCAAGAAGAACUGCGCGUCGGAGGAGCUGGACUGUUACAUUCUGGAUAACAAUGGAUUUAUCAUUAUAAGCGAGCGUCACGAGCACACCGGCAAGUUCUUCGGUGAAAUAGACGGGACUAUAAUGGACUCCUUGGUGCAAGAUAGAAUAUACAGGAAAGUAACCGUCAUCGAUUAUCAAGGAACUUGCAGCCCCCAAGAGUCUCACCAGUCAUCGGCGCCACAAACAUCGUCCUAUUCUGUCAUCAAGACAGCAGCGAAAUUCGGCAGAUUCCUUUGGACCUUGGCCUUGAGCUUUAAUUUUCAAAAUCUAUGGCAGACGGUGUCGGCGUUUGCUAACGACGCGAUACACUCGUUGGACGAUGAUCUGGUAUUCAACGACGAUGGAGACUUGCGCGAUGGUGAGCUACAGACGUCCAUCGACUCGACGGAUGAAGCGACGGCGGAUGAGAACAACGUGUUCGUGAGGUUCCCGGCGAUCGCGCCGGCGACGCCUGCCUCGCCGCCGACAACUCGGGCCACGUCCGCGCAUUAUUCAUCGCAGAAGCUGCGCACAUGCGAGAAGAAAACGGAUCUCUACAUUUUGCAACCCGAAAGACUCAACACUAGCGGCCAGAGCAAUCCUCUAAAAGGAAAACUCACCAAUUGUCAUGUAACCGGAUGCGAGAGACCCUUCAGCGUCCAAAAGAUCCGUCACACGAAUCUGAUACUGCUGGUCGUCGACACGCUGUGUCCGUGCGGCAGCAAGCAACUCAGUAUCGACCCCAUCGAGGCUCUCACGGAGCCCGGCGCAUGUACAGCAAGGAGAGAACGUUUGUACCGGCGAAGACCACCGAAAUGCAUAAACUACCACCCUGAAGAGUUGGAGAUCAAAUUCUGCGGCGGCGCGUGCCGCCUCUUUAAUUUCUCGUCGUUGAGUCUUAUGGUUCUCUUAACCAUCGUUACAGUGCGGCUUGCGUGACUCUGUCAGGAUUAAUUGCACACACGUUUACAAAUUACCUUUUUAAAAUGGAUUUAGCGUUGUCGUUUCUAUGAAACAGUUACAUAAAGAGGAGAAAGAGGAGCAGGAAGUAAUAGGGAACGAGUGAAAGAGAGGGAGAGAGAGAGAGAGAGAGAGAGAAAGAGAGAAAGAGAGAAAGAAAGAGUGACCAGUGUGUUAGGUUCGCGAAUUACAUUAUACUACGUGAGGAUGAUAAAAUAUAUAUAUAUAUACAUACACACAUAUAUAUAUAUACACAUAUCUCUCUAUAUAUAUGUUACGUAUGUUACAUAUCCGAUUAUAAAUUCUGUUACGCGAGAGUCCUGAAUAUUUAUGUGUGUGCGGUCUCGCACGUGCGUCGAAAUUUAUCCUCGAUACUGGACAAAGCAAUAAGUGCCCCAUAUAACACGAAGUGUAAUAACGACGAUCGUGAGAGAGAGAGAGAGAGAGAACGGGAGAUUAAUAGAGAUUUGCGUGACAGAGUCGGUCGAUAGAUACGAUACACGUGUAGCGGUCGCAACGAUGCGCGAGGCAAUCGACGGACGGUCGACGACGACGACCCAGUCGCGCUUCCCCACGUCAGACUUCGUCCCCGAAGUCGAUCGAGAAGGGUAAUUUCAUUACCACGCGAUUCUCCCGAAUAUAUUUCCUCGACUUCCCCAGCAGACUUCUCUACCCUCUUCGUCGGGCGUAUCCGUAGAGGGGACGGAUUGUUUCGAACGAAACAAUAUUUAUUGCACACUUGAGUUCUUUUUGAUGCUCCGAGCGUCCAAUAAGCACAUGUACAAAGGAAUGCGAAAAAGAGCGCGCCCGGUGGAGAAUUCUUCGUCACGCUUCUUAAUUUUAUUCGUUUGUUCAUUCCUUGCACUCUCGUCGCUUCGCAGCGACGGGUCGAUGUUCACGUGCCUGCCGACGAGCGGGCAGGCCUAAAUCACGUCACGAAUUCCGAAUCUGAACGCGAUUGAACGCGAUCGCCUGACAAAGGCCGGCAAUUUCGAAGUGUGAUGAAGGAAUGUCGCGGUACGCGCUCGUCACUCCAAGCACUCGUGAGCGCAUUUGCGAACGCUGUUCAAUGCCGCGGAAAAAGAUUCGCACUGCCACUAGAGUCGCUACUCCGUCGAACAUACGAAGCAGCUAAGAAGCAGCUAUUCUCGUCUUGCUCUCUCGUAUUGUUUCUCUCUCGGCAAGAAUUUCGGGCAAGUGUACGUACAGUUUAUGUGGAAACAGAAAGAUCGUUUAACUGACGCAAAGAUGUAGAGCAAAACGCGCGUUCUGAUUGUCGAUCAGCAAAGACUCUAGUGUAAAUGCGGAUCACGCGCGGCAUCCCCUCCUUCCCCACCCCCAUUCCUUGCGAGAUUGUCGUCUCUCCGGUAGACGGAAUUCAUUAAAGAGUCUUCCCCUUUUUCCGGUCCUGUCGUAUUCGGAUUGAAUGUUUUUAUCGUUCCGUAGGUACUACGCGUAGACUGAUACUGGAAAUUACCACGUUUAAAAAUAUAGAUCGAAUAUGAGUAGCUCAAAUGUGAAGAAAUAAUCAAAAUAGCAGAGCAAUAAGAGAAUCACACCGCUGUAAGUUGACCGCGAUUGCUCGCCGAACGGUUUAUGCAAGGGACGAAUCGGCGCGCAAGGAAAUUGGCGGCUGUCAUUCUGUCCAUUUUCGGCGAAACGGUCAAAGAAACGCCUAUGAAGGAAACGGCAUGUGUGUAACGGUACACUCCGCCAGGAUCACCAUCCGCGUGUUGUUAUGUAUAAUAACACCAAGCUCGACUAUAAUUCUAUCAUUACGAUCGAUGAGUUUUUACGCGCGAUCAGUUGCGCUCUCUCGCCAGAACGACCGAUUGUGACUCGGAUUCCGCCAGACGCGACGAAUAAAUCUCGGCCUAGCAGCACGCCACACGACGUUGUAUCGUUCGAUGUCGCUGUGUCGAAUGACGCGUCGCUCGGCUGCAUUAAUUAUAAUCGUACAGUCGGGAAGAGAGAGAUUCUCUAUUUUUCCGUCAGUCAGGACCGCUUUGCGCGAUCUCCGUCCGCGACGAUUGUCGAAAGCCGGGUCCGUUCUUCCGGAGGAAGGUUGCAAAAUUUCAAAGAGCUGGGGCGCAUCGCGCGGACCUUUCGGAGUCACCACGUCGCGGAGAGAGGGGAAAACGUCGCGUCACGCGGUUCCUCCGGCCUUUUUUCUCCGGGUCCCGACACGAUCGCGCCUGUUUUAACGUGAUAAGGCCCGUAUUGACAGCUGUCACUUGAAACUUGUCUCGCAUGAGAUACUCAGACUUUUACUCAGAGUUAGAUUCAAGUUUUGCGGUUGAAUUAUAAUUAUGUGACAGAAAAACUUUCUCCUCUGACUCUGAAUUCACAAAUUUGAGUGUCUCACUUGAGGCAAAUUUCAAGUAAUACAGAUAACUAUUAAUACAGAUCUAAGCCGAUUGUUCCAAGCUCUUCAUGAGCUAGCUGACGGUUAACUCAUAUGUCUAUCUUUUUCUAUUUCUAAUUUGAAGGAGAAACAAAGACAGAAGUAUGAGCAAACUCUCAGUUAGCUCACUGAGAUGUUAGAGAAAUCAGCCCGAAAACAUUCAAAUCAAAUUCUCGACGGAGACGGUGUUCACCAAGUUCUGUCUCAGCAUGGCUCCCGCGGAGAGAAACACCGAGGAUCGAUGCGCCGUAGAAAUUUUCCAUCCGUGUCACAAACGCACACGUAUAUACGGGAAUUACGUUGCUCCAAAAGCAAGAAGGAAACAAUAUAAAAGAAAUUGUACGAUAAAAGCAGAAAACGCGUAAAUUCGUUUCGUAAAGUAAGGCGCGACUCGAGUUAGCCUCAUUUUUACGACCUAAUGUUAAGAGUAACGUUAUGGCGCCCUUGCUUCUUCCGCAGGUAAUACUACGUUACGUGCGCGUGUAUGUGUGUGUGUGUGUGUGUGUGUGUGUGUGCGCGUACGUGUGAGUGAGAGAAAGAGGGAGAGAUAGAAAAAUGCAUCUUGUAAAUUUUUGCCACUUGUCUCCAUGCAUAUAUCGGUACUCUCCGCAGAAUCGCAUAAAACUGUGUACGAUCGAUCGAGAAACCGAAAUCACGGGAGAAUAGAAAACGCGACGCUUGGAGCAACGAAAUAAUUGAUAAGGAACAACAAGAGUCGUAAUCUAAUAAUGUACGUCGUCUCUCGUUCGAGGUGAAGAGAGAAACGCGCGCUGUAACGAGCAACGACGACGUUUCCUUUUCAGCGAGAAUAAGAUGCGACACCCGAAAAGAAUGAAACAUUGUAGCUCGAUGCACUUGCGAUCACGGAUCACAGCACGAAGAGAAAACGAGAAUCCCGUACGGUUCAAAUGUCUGCGAAUACAUUCCAGAGACGUUCCAGAGAUGUCUGGAUAUAUUUCUGGGACGUACCUGGGAGAUGUAUUUCGCGCAUUUACGGAAUAGAGCAAAACGCGUCUUGCAUUUCAUUACAAUUGAUAUUUCACUGUCGUUCGAAUUAAAAAAACGCGUGCGAGCGUAUGAGAGAGAGAGAAAGAAAGAGAUAGAAAGAAAGAAAGAGAGAGAACCAUCGAGUUCUUCGCGUUUCCCGCGAAGAACGUCUCGGAGGGUAAUUACGAUCGCGAGACGGACCGAUCGAUGCGAAUGUGAGAAGGGCGUGCUUUGCGCGCGCGCGCAAAUCACGAUUAGCCGAUUAGGUUAAUCACCGCCGCCCCUCCGCCCCAUCCUACCGCAUAAUCGUCGGUAUCGAUCGCGACGGGACACGCGACGACGCGCGCGACACGCUCCUGUAGCUAUGGUGGUUGCGCUAUAUUGUCUUUUUUCUAUAUUGUAUUAUAUAGUUACGAUUAUAUGAUAUGAGAUACGGAACAAAGGAUAGAGAUCCUGCUCAUAUCGGGAUCGGUUGUGAAUCGAUCCCGUAUCUAACGUGUUUUCCCAAUCAAAGAUAUCGGUCCAAGUGACCUUAAGAAUUUUCCUUAGGAAAGCUGUGAUGAUCGGGAGAGAGGCGGCCGACUCUCGGGUCGCGGAAUAAUUCGCGACCGUCGGAUGCGCGAGGCGCCUCGCGACGGGUCGCCUUUCCUCGUUUAAAGUGAGCGAACCGGUGAUUCUCGCGCGGAGGAAUGCAGAAUGAGAAAUCGACGUAGCCGGCUCGCCGGGUUCUCGAAGCGGCGAUGAGAGGAGAUCCCUUCUCGGAGCUCUCAGCCGUCGGAACGCUCAGCGUUGAGGAAUGUAAAGUUGAACGUUAAGGCAAUAACAUCGCCCCGACAUUCCUCCGCGCGAGAAUUCCGCGCUCCCGAGUUCAAAUAGCGAAUCCACCUUUGAUCCUUCGCGCUGCAGUCGCGAAUUAUUCUGUACUUUGCAUUGCGUUGAACGCGAUGGGGCUAUGGGCUAUGCGUUUACGCUAAGAGAGCGGAUUGCGACGACCGCCGUCGAGAAGCGUUUCACCCGCAAACGGGACUCGCCGUCGUCGCCCGGGGUGAGACACGCGAGUGAUGACGGAUAAUCGAUGCCGCGACUUUAGUCCACUUGAGUUUAAGACCCGGAACACACAGAGGAAUUUACUCUCUUAAAACGAAUCAGUGAAACAUCAUCAAACCAGUGAAUAUAAACUGAUUUGCACUUAUAAGUAUAGCACUGAAACUGCUCAGUGCUGUACUUAUAUAUGAUAUCAGUGAUACACUGAUCAGUGACCAUUCACUGAUUCACUUCAAGAGAGUUAACAGUGAGACGUUAAGCAGUAAGAAAAUUAACCAAUCGCAUCAUCGAUUAUUUUUCGACCGCAAGGUCGAUUCUCGGUCAAUUCUCUUACUACUUAAAUUUUAUUGCUCACAUUUUUCUGUGGAUAUUUUCCGGCCCUGUCUUUGCAUCCGGUUCAGCUUUGCGUUAGUUUCACGUCAGAUAAGUUUAACUUAGCUUAAUGUGCGUAUAUUGUUUGCGAUGAUGUCUGUGCUCUCUUCCGCAAUUCAUCCUUGUAUCUCAAGUUAAUACAUACUUUCUUUCGCGCUUAAUUUCUUCGCGAAUUUAAUGCCGACGCUAAUCGCGCACAAAGUAGUGUCUCCCCGUCGACACGAAGCCAGGACGAGACGUGGAGUCGCAUUCGCGGGGGAACACGAGCGAAAGGAAUAACGAUCCGAUAGCCAUCGUCGUCGAAAUGUCAUCCCGGUCGUGAUCACGGAUUAUGAGGCAAAUGCGACGGGACUAAAGAAACUACGUUUGUUGAGCUAGUUGGAUAUUCGUUCGAUUUAAGUAGGUGAUGUUACGUUUGUAAAGAGAACGUUGCGUGCGCGUAUCGCGACGCGCCGCGAAACGUCGCGAGGCUUGGGCGCGAAGUUACACGAGCGCCGGUUUCGUGGCGAGAUUCUACGGGAGAGAUUGUUUAGGGAAAAAGAUAAGAGAAAGAGAGAGAGAGAGAGAAAAAGAGAAAGAGACCCCUUUAACGGCGCGUCAAUGAGAUCUAAUUGCCGCUCCAAUGGCACAAACUCACUCGUGCGACCUGCUGACGCGUCGCGAAUGGACAAUUCUCCCCGAAACAGUCACACCUGGAUGUUUGCGCGUCCGCGUCGAGACAGUCCGCGGUGCAUUCCAUAUUCACGAGAUAAAAUUUCAGUAUCUUUUUUCGUCGAUUUACUUCGUGUAAAUUGUUUUCGUGUGACAUCAGCUUGCUUCUUCGUCGCGAGCUGCCUCGAUCGAGGAGCAUUGUCGAGAAAUGUCCAUUUAUGUGACGACGAAGGAAAGACACUUGCGAGGCCCAGCAUGUCGCAUGGACGGAUAUACGCUAAAGACGCGUAACGUCGCGCGGGUGAUGCGAAAAAAAAUAAACGCCAAGUAAAAAAAAGAGAGAGAGAAAGAAAAUCAGAAGGAAAAAAAAUAAGAAUAAAAUAAAAUCUAUAAACGUGUUAGAUAAAAGAAUCUUUCGACCGGCACUUUUAGGUGCUGCCAUGUCUUCCAUUAUUUGUAUAUUAUUAAUAAUAAAAAUCGACUAUAACGUAUUGUAACGUACAUCCUCACACCUAUAAACGCGCGAGCGCGCACGCGUGCAUCACUCGGUAUGAUACGUGCGAUUUUGAGUGAGAGGACGAGCGAGCGAGCGAGCGAGAAAGAAAGAAAAUAAUACACAUGUGUGUUUGAACGUGCACUGUAUAUAUUGGACACGUAUCGUGUGUGUAUACACAUCCGAGUCGCCGCUUUUAAUUGUCCAUCUAACUUAUUUUCGAUCGACGUAAAGAGGGAUCAGCGUGAAAGAUUUCGUUUUAGAUAAACGAAUAAAUUCGCCGUCUCGUCGCGGACGUCAUUUCGGCUGUUGUCCACGUCAGCCUUCGACGAAUCACUCAACAAGACGUUGUCUCCGAAACGUAUGCAAUAUAUACAGAACGUAUGAAAACGAAAGGGAGAAAAGGGAGGAGAGAGGAAGAGAGAAAGAAAAACUAUCGCUACCUCUUUUAUGUAGAUAGUGAAGCUGAGAACUGAACCGAAAAAGACAAUAGCUGUUUUUAAUAUUUCUCUUAACCGUAAUUAGCUCGGUACGAUUACAGCGCCGUGCUUUAUAUAAUGUUAUACUCUAGAAUUAAAUACGAGGGUUAAUUUAUGAAGAAGCUUAUGCGCGGAAAGCGAAGUGAUGUUCUUGUCUAAUUGUCGUUAAUCAGCCUGAUCGACUCCGAUCCGGCCAGAGGAUUCAACGCGUCGUAGGAGUUGCGAUAGUUUCGAACAUCUCGAUAUGGCUAUGUGUGUGCGCGUAUCUCACGUGAAGCGAUGCGAUCGCGUGCGUAACGAAGGCGCUCGACGAUAGGCAGUAGAAAACGUUGUUGUUGUUGUUGUUGCUGAAAAAUGCCUCGCGGUCUUCCGCGAGAAACUGAGUUCGAUGAUUCGUACUUCAAUGAUUUCAGUCGUUUUCAAUGUACAAUCGAUAGCCGCGCGAUUCCCUCGAGGUAGCGCUCACCUCUUCUCGUUCGCUAAUAGUCAGCCCCUUCGAGGCACAUGGUCGAAUCGCUCCCUCUCCCCCGUGUGAGAUAUCCCGAGUAUGUAUGUAAAUACUAACGCAGGCAUGCGCGCGCGCGUGCACAACACACAUACACACACACACACACGCACACAUACACCAACACACGAAACCACCUACACCGAAAAGAGAGGGGAAAAGAGAGGCAGGAGAUAAUUGCAAACUUAUUUAAUAUUAUCUAAGUAUAAGGAUACGAUGUAAUAUUGUAUGACAAAAGUGUGAGCGCGAGAGAGGGAGUUGGUAUUUUUCACAGGAUUUUUAAGAGACACAGGGGUCGGUGUGUGUUUAUCGUUUCGCCAUAAGUUCCGACGAGGUACGGUGCGACGCGCGCGCGCGUGCGAGCGUGCGUGCGUGCGUGCGUGCAUGCGUGCGUGCGUGCGUACUUCGCUGUAUUUCCCCCGAGGCGUACGUUGCUGUAAUUGAAUAGUUUGUGCGUGGGUGCAGCGUCGGUGCGGACGAUUCGUGUUUCGGGGGACCGACAGGGCGACGAGCCCCGCCGUUUCCCGGUUCGCGAUGCAUUCGCCGUUCGCCGAGAAGAGAAUUCGGAAGGUCGGGACGCCGCGCUAUCCGUAGAUUUUGCGCGUUGCUCAUGCGUGCACGGAGCGCUCUGGGAUCACCACGUUCGUCUCUCGCGAAUGGAGCGUAGUGUGGAGUAGCGUGUGUUACAGCGUCGCGAGAGCGCGAAGCGCCGAGAUUUGUGUAAAUAUGCGUCGGGACUCUGUAAAUAGGUAGUCGAAUUAGUUUUCGCACUGCGAGCGCGUUCAAACGGAAAUUUCAUUCGCGACUUAGUUACCGAGCAAGUAGAAGCGACGAGACGAGACGAGCGCGCGACACCUUCCCGUAGCAUUUCUCCGCGAAAGAACAAAUUCUAGAUUUGCCGAACGGUUUAGAAGAGACACGGUGAUGGUGCUCCCGGAGCGCUCUGUCCGAUCACCCGGAGAUGCGGUACACAAAGAGCAGCAACAUUCAAUUGCGAUAGUUCGCGUGACUUUGUAAUUGCACUCGUGUAAUUUCACUCCUUUCUCCAAGGCGGGAAUUUACUUUUUGCACAAAACGCGUGAGGCGAGACGCGAAAGCAGACGAGAAGAUGUGUGCGAAAUAAAAAGAGGGAGAAGGGAGAGGGGAGGGAGAAAGAGAGAGAACAGACGGAUAAUGAUGAACGGCGAUUAUGAUUCAGGUCUUUUCGUGAACCGACUAAUUGCUUUCCUCCGUUUUCUCGUUAUUUCGUUGAACGUCCACAAGAUGCGUUGUAGCAAAGAAGGCAAGAAGAUCACGUUUUUUUUCCGACAAGUACCGACAAGAAACCGCAGAACUGAGCAAAAGGGAUGCGCAAACUAUCGCGAUCCAGCGUACGCACAUAUAUAGUUCUAUCACGACUUACGAUUUUCAUUUUGUACAAUAUUUAAUCCUUAGGUGAGAGAAAGGGAGAGAGAGAAAGAGAGCGAGAGAAAAAGACGGAGAAAGGGCGAUAAGAGUAUCUAUUGAUAAUGAAAUUCGUGUUAUGGUUGGCGGUAAAAAAAAAAUGACACUCCGCGACAUAUAUAUAUUAUAUGAUCGUAUAUAAUGUACGUUAUCAUAACGCGCUUUAACAGUCUGACGAUGAGGAGAAGAAAGAGGAGAAAAACUUGUCAAAUAAGACCUUUUACUUGAUGUAUUUAUCGAACGUACAUACAAUGACGUCUAUAAUAUAUUGCAAUAAAAAGGACUAAAACCAUU
This is a messenger RNA of Odontomachus brunneus, 13808 nucleotides long. Its product is annotated as voltage-dependent calcium channel subunit alpha-2/delta-3. The record is from RefSeq and is a predicted model, not a curated record. NCBI's taxonomy places the organism in Eukaryota, Metazoa, Arthropoda, Insecta, Hymenoptera, Formicidae. The transcript is spliced from 24 exons. The coding region runs from base 1465 to 5115 and encodes 1216 amino acids. Gene Ontology annotation, cellular component: voltage-gated calcium channel complex. Gene Ontology annotation, molecular function: voltage-gated calcium channel activity.